AUGGAUUUGAAGUCUGGCUCAGAUGGAAAAGUAGAUUUCAAGGACUUGGAUGCUUUGUUUGAGAUAUUACAGAAUGAGCGAUGCUUCAAGAUACAAAUAAUAACUCUUGAAUCAUACGAUGUUUUUGAAGAAGCGCUUGCGGACAGACAUGUUAAGUAUGUACGACAGUUCAGUUCCAACCUAAAGCCCUGCUCUCUUCCAGUGCUUAUUCUGGCUGACAGUGAUGAUUAUGAUAUUCCUGAGAAUGGAAGAUACAUUCUGCUGAGUAAUAAGCGCCACAGGGAGUUUGUGCAGAUUGUGUUGCGCCCCACUAUUGAAGAGAAACUUGCGGUUGUUGGAUAUAAAUAUGUUGUUUAUGCGCAUAAAUUAAAGAGCAUCACCGCGCUUAGACGAAUUACCUGUAAGAAGCAACUUGCAUACGAAGAUUUUUUUUCAAGAGGAUUAAAUUAUUUUGAAAGCAUAAUCAUGCUUGUUGUGAAACGUAAGAGUAGGUUUGUAGACAUUCUAAACGGUGUAAAUGAAAUUGAUGCAAGUUUAUGCAAUGGAUUUGUACUGAAGAUGAAAUUGAACGACUUGAUUAAGAAAAUGUAUGUGACAAGGAAAGGAGACAGCUACAAGGUGAACGUGAGUGAUGAGGUUUUGAGAUGUAUGUGGCGCAGAGCUGGACUUUCGGAGUUUGUGUGA
Molecule: messenger RNA, 684 nt
Organism: Ordospora colligata OC4
Lineage: Eukaryota; Fungi; Microsporidia; Ordosporidae
Exons: 1
Coding region: 1-684 (227 amino acids)
Source: RefSeq, a predicted model, not a curated record